This is a messenger RNA of Contarinia nasturtii (swede midge), 2765 nucleotides long. RefSeq names its product ATP-dependent RNA helicase dbp2-like. Bases 160 to 2151 code for a protein of 663 amino acids. Gene Ontology annotation, cellular component: cytoplasm; nucleus; ribonucleoprotein complex. Gene Ontology annotation, molecular function: ATP binding; RNA helicase activity; RNA binding. The record is from RefSeq and is a predicted model, not a curated record. The transcript has 5 exons. Lineage: Eukaryota; Metazoa; Arthropoda; Insecta; Diptera; Cecidomyiidae.
ACAUACGCUGUUUCCUCAAUUCAGUGUUAACUCACAUACUGUGUUCGCCAUUUGUGCUUUGUGAACAAUUCUUCUGAAUAAAUAACUACUGACCAAAGAAAUUUCAAUUAAUUUCUGUUUAAAUUGACAUCAAAAGAGAUUUUGAAAAUUUCAUCAAAAAUGUACAAUCAAAUGCAAAGUACAAAUGGAAAAUUCAAUGAUCGUUUUCGGUCACCAUCGAAUGGUAUUCGAAAUGAACCGUACCGAAAACCAUCAUCGCCUGUAUCAAAACCACAGCAGGCAUCUCAAAAUGGCAGCAAUUUGCGAGCCAUCGAUUGGACCAACAUUUCGUUGACACCGUUCCGUAAAAAUUUUUACACGCCGUUGACGAAUGUUGCACAAAAUGACAUUGACACGUUUUUUAAAAGCAACGAAAUUACGUUGCGCGGAAGUGAACUGCCAUCACCAAAUAUGGAAUUUCAUGAUGACAUGUUUCCUGACUAUGUCAUGACCAGUGUACGACGACAAGGCUUCGAAAAACCAACGGCAAUCCAAGCAACCAGUUGGCCAAUCGCAUUGAGCGGCCGUGACUUGGUUGGCAUUGCUAAAACUGGUUCGGGAAAAACAUUGGCAUAUGUUUUGCCAAGCAUGAUCCAUAUUAACAAUCAAGAACGUAGAAAACGUGGUGACGGUCCAAUUGCAUUGAUUUUGGCACCAACACGUGAGCUUGCUCAACAAAUUCAGCAAGUAUGCCACGAUUUUGGAGCGAACGCACGCGUGAGUAACACUUGUAUUUUUGGCGGUGCACCAAAAGGUAGCCAAGCCAGAGAUUUGGAACGUGGUGUUGAUGUGGUCAUCGCAACACCGGGACGAUUGAUUGAUUUUCUUGAAAAGGGAACUACCAAUUUACGUCGAUGCACUUAUCUCGUUCUUGAUGAAGCUGAUCGCAUGCUUGACAUGGGCUUCGAGCCUCAGAUUCGUAAAAUCAUUGGUCAAAUCCGUCCAGAUCGUCAAGUAUUGAUGUGGAGCGCAACAUGGCCAAAAGAAGUACGAAUGUUGGCCGAAGAAUUUCUCCAGUCCUACAUUCAGGUGAACAUUGGUUCGGUGAAUUUGUCGGCCAACCACAACAUAUUGCAAAUCAUCGAUGUAUGCGGCGAUGAAGAAAAACAGGAUAAACUGAUGCGAUUGUUGGGUGAAAUAAAUGAUCCCGAUUCCAAGAUCAUUAUAUUUGUUGAGACAAAACGUAAAGUCGAUGAUUUGACACGGUCAAUAAACCGAGGCGGAUGGAAAGCAUGUGCUAUUCAUGGCGAUAAAUCACAACAAGAGCGUGACUACGUAUUAAACGCUUUUCGUCGUGGACGUCAAGCAAUUCUGGUGGCAACUGAUGUUGCUGCUCGGGGAUUAGAUGUUGAAGACGUUAAGUUCGUUAUCAAUUUCGACUAUCCGAACAACAGCGAAGAGUAUAUUCAUAGAAUCGGUCGUACCGGCCGAUCGAAUAACACUGGAACGGCAUAUACAUUAUUUACCAUUCAAAAUGCAUCAAAAGCCGGUGACCUGGUUAAUGUGCUGAAGGAAGCAAAUCAGGUUGUAAAUCCUCGACUUUUGGAUUUGGUAAAGAAAGGUGGUAAUGGAUCAAACCGUGGCAAAUUUAAUCAACGCGGUCGCCCAAAUGGUGGCGGUAUGAAUGAUUUCCGUAAUCGUUCACAGCAAAUGUCCAACGGUCAACGUCCAAAUAAUGGUGGCUAUGGAAAUGGCGCUAAUCAACGUCCAAUGUCACGCUUCUCAAGUGCACAAAAUGGCAAUGCAUCAUAUCAGCCACGGACAUACAAUGGCAAUACUGGAAGUACAAAUCAAGCGUAUACACCACGAUCCACAGCCUCAAACUAUUCAUCGUCAGCUACAAAGAAUGGCUAUGGAAACUAUGAUGCAUCGUCGGCUGUAAAUGGUUCGUCAGCAAAUCAAUCCCGAACCACUGCCGAUCAAUCCAAGUAUAAUGGUUUCCAAUCGAAAUCAUCUUCAGUUAUUCCAAAUGCUUACGGCCAACAGCAUCAAUCUUAUAUGUCAUCUGGCAUUCCUUCUCUCUACAAUUUACCGCCACCAUCUCUACCAUAUAAUACAGUUCAAUCAGUUCCAUUCAACUAUCCACCACCAGUUUUACCAGUUAAAAACUAAAUUCACUCGAUAAAAAUUUUUCUUUAAUUGCAAAACCAACAAACUUUUUAUGUGGUUUUCAUUUCUCUAUUUUUAGUUUUUUUUUAAAUAAUUCAUACAGAUAUUCGGUUAUUUUUCCUUCAUGUCUUAGCUAGUGGUGAUAUUUGUGGUUUUAUUUAAUCUCAAAAUUACACCUAAUUAUACUAUGCUUUACGUUCAUAUUAAUUUUUUUUAUCUCAUAGAAAUCGUCAUUUCUAAAAAAAUAAAUUGUAGACUAUACUUAUAUUCUUCUUAAACUCGCUUUUGAGCGCUCUAUUUCCGUUUCAAUAAAAACACUAAAUUGAGACACCUUUUGCCCUUGCAAAAUCAUUGCACGGUCGUUGUAGCAAAUCAGAUUCCUUUAGCAAUUAUGUGCUAAAUUCAGAUGGAUUUAAAAUGAUAUGAUCCACUUUAAGAAAUAUUUUUUAUCUACGUGCUCAAUUGAAUCAUUUCAAUGAGAUUCAAAAACAACAAAUGGCACCAUUACUUUACAUCAUCAAAACAUACAUACACCACACACAAAAUAGAAAUAAGUCAAUAUCAAGCAAAUUAAGUGCAAACUAAUUAAAAAAAAAAACAACAAAAACGCGUUCAAU